AUGCCUUACCCGUUUGUGCUCCCGACAACAUCGGCCUUUGCCUUUUCCAACGCCUUUACCAGCGACUCGCACCCCUCGCUGCCCCUCAGCGCCAGCACCUACCGCGGCGUCGUCCGCGACGCCCUCAAGAAACACAAGCGCCUCGGCGUCAGCGCGCAAAACGCCAACCUCGGCAGCAUCGUGUCCGCCAUUGACGCCUACCUCCCAUAUCUCCUCGCCAUCGAGGCCGGCCUGGCGCGUCGGCCGGUCGGCGCGACCGGCCAGCUCGUCGCGGUGACGGCUACAAACGCGCCGCGCAUCGAGUGGCGGCCCACGCUCUCGGGCGAGGUCGUGCCGGGCCGGGAGCGCGCGCGCGUCAAGAUUGCGAGCCUGGAGCACGAGGUAUGCUUUGUGCUGUCGACGCUGGCGUUUGCCCAGGUCGCGACGGCGAGAGCCUGUCUGCAGCCGCUGUACUCGACGACGGGCAGUGUGCUCGGCGCACAGCAGCGCACGACAGCCAUUACGACGGCGACGAAGCAUCUUCUAGAGGUCGCCUCCAUCUAUGAUUAUAUUGCGCGCCGAAGCGAAACGCCGACCGCAGCGCCCCAAGGGCCGCCGCCGCCGCCGCCUUGUGUUGACAUUAGUCCGUCGACAGCCAGAGCAAUGUCAUCGCUUGCGCUGGCCGAGGCAACUCUUCUCGCCAUUCUCAAAGACGAUCCAUACCCCGCUGCCGUGGCGCAGGACCGCAACGUCAACGACACGGAGUGGAUGUACAAGGCGCCCGACAUCCCCAAAGUGCGGGCCCAUCUCUUUGCGCGCCUCGCCCUGGCCGCGUCUGAACACGCUGCAAAGGCCGUCGCGCUGUGCCAGAGCGGUGUCGCGGCUCCAGGAAUCAGUAGCAAAAUCAGCCCGCAUUUAAUAAAGUACAUGGAGGAUUUGCGACGGACAAGCCGCGCCAAAGCUUGCCGCUUCUUUGGCAUCGACGCAGAGCUGGGCGGCGAGACUGCGGACGGCAUCGGCUGGGCGCGCGCAGGCCUCCAGGAGGUGGGAGUCGAUGUUUCGGAAAAGAGCAAGAAGAAUAGCGGCGGAUUGGGAUUUGGCAGAUUAAAAAAGGAGUUCAAGGAACGCAGAGAAGAUCGCAGGGUGGACGGCGAUGGCUCUGCCUGGGGCUCGGAUGCAGGCAAGCUCGAGGAGACGAGAAUAUUGGAGCUACUGGAUGCAAAAUGGAGCAAGAUUAAUGAUACGAUGAACACAAAAGCAGUACCGUCGCCGGCUACUUUACUGCCAAAGAUGCCCUCUGGGCGCGAUAUACAUACUAUAAAGCCGUACUCGCCACCAUCGCUAGGUUUAGAUAUGCUGGAUGCCAUGAGAGUGCCACCAGAGCGCGAGGAUAACCUGGAUGGCGACUUGAGCUCCGACGCUGAUGAGCCAUUACCGUCAAACCCACCAGGAGCUUAUCCUGGAGCCGAUUACUCUGGCGGUCGGACAACAGCAAGUUUAUAUUACUGA
Messenger RNA from Beauveria bassiana ARSEF 2860, 1488 nucleotides. RefSeq names its product pH-response regulator protein palC. Bases 1 to 1488 code for a protein of 495 amino acids. The transcript has 2 exons. The record is from RefSeq and is a predicted model, not a curated record. Gene Ontology annotation, cellular component: plasma membrane. NCBI's taxonomy places the organism in Eukaryota, Fungi, Ascomycota, Sordariomycetes, Hypocreales, Cordycipitaceae. Gene Ontology annotation, biological process: cellular response to pH.